GGAUAAAGGCGGAGCCUGAGGGCAAAGCAACGCAAUGAGCUUUGGCCGUUUCGCGAGACGCGCAGUGCUGUGGGGCGUGUUGACAGCGCGGGGCUUGACGCGGACGAUGUGUGCCCAAGAAGUUGACUGGAAAUCUGCCAAAUCCAUCUAUGAAUUCCAUGCCAUAGACAUUGAUGGCAACGAUGUCUCGCUGGAGAAAUACAGGGAUCACGUCUGCAUCAUCACCAACGUUGCCUCCAAAUGAGGCAAGACAGGCGUAAACUACACUCAGUUUGUCGAGAUGUAUGGCAGAUAUGCUGAGAGGGGUUUACGCAUUCUAGCCUUCCCUUGCAACCAAUUUGGCAAACAGGAGCCAGGCACUGAUGAGGAGAUCAAAGCUUUUGCUGCAGGCUACGGGGUGAAGUUUGACCUGUUCAGCAAAAUCGAUGUGAAUGGUGGCGAUGCCCACCCUCUCUGGAAGUGGAUGAAGAGCCAGCCCAAAGGCAGAGGCACCAUGGGGAAUGCAAUUAAAUGGAAUUUUAGCAAGUUCCUUAUCAACAAGGAGGGCCAGGUGGUCAAGAGGUACAGUCCAAUGGAUGACCCUUCUGUGAUCGAGAAGGAUCUGCCCCCCUACCUGUAGUUUGGCUCUUCCCACAAUGGAUUGUUUGGCACUCUGCAGCUGCCCUGCUGCUGCCCUGUGGAGCCGGCUUCUCUUGCCCAAUGACGGCUUGCCUUCAAACCAAGCCUUUUGGUGAGGCAGGCCUGAAAAUUUGCACAUGUCUGCAGGAGGGGAGGCCCCAUAGGCCAAGUGGGAGGAGCAGCUGUAGAGAACUGGGCCAAAGCACCUGUGCUGUAGCAAUAAACAUGGUUCUCCUCAACGAA
Molecule: messenger RNA, 861 nt
Organism: Eublepharis macularius
Lineage: Eukaryota; Metazoa; Chordata; Lepidosauria; Squamata; Eublepharidae
Gene: GPX4
Product: glutathione peroxidase 4
Exons: 7
Biological process (GO): response to oxidative stress
Molecular function (GO): glutathione peroxidase activity
Source: RefSeq, a predicted model, not a curated record